Messenger RNA from Coffea arabica (coffee), 762 nucleotides. RefSeq lists its product as uncharacterized. The record is from RefSeq and is a predicted model, not a curated record. NCBI's taxonomy places the organism in Eukaryota, Viridiplantae, Streptophyta, Magnoliopsida, Gentianales, Rubiaceae.
AUGUCAGGUGGGGUUGGUCCAAGCAGUGACAUAAGGCUGCCGAAAGAAGAAGAAGAAGAAGAAAUUCAUCAACGGAAGGCUAGUUUUCCCAAGGAAGGGGGCACUCAAAGUCAAAAGCCUCCUCAGCCCUCCCGAAGAGGGUUCUUCACUUUUCGGCAGCUAAAUGCGCUGGCUGUGAUUAUCGUUCUCUCAGCUAGUGGAAUGGUCAGUAUCGCAGAUUUCGCUUUUGUAAUCUUUUCUCUAGUCUACAUAUACUUCAUAUCAACGGUUGCCUUUCCAAAUCAUUCCCCCUACGCGGAUCCCCCUGUCUUCGGCCAAAGAAACAGGAUCCUAAGCCUUUACGUUUUUAUCGGAGCAUUAGUCGGAUUGCUUUUCCCAAUAGCAUAUAUUUUCCAUGGGAUUUUCGAGGGAGACAAGGAGGGGAUCAAGGCUGCCGCACCCCAUGUUUUUCUCCUUUCCGCUCAGGUUUUCAUGGAAGGGGUGUCUUUCAGCGGUGGGUUUUCGCUCCCUAUUCGAGUUUUUGUCCCCGUUUUCUAUAAUGCGAGGAGGAUCUUCACUAUUGUGGAGUGGUUGAGGAGUGAGAUUUAUAAGGUGGAAAUGGAAUAUGGUGGCAGUGCUAGAAGGGUGUAUAUUGGGAGAGCUCUUGCUGUGGCUAAUAUGGCCUUUUGGUGCUUCAAUUUGUUUGGAUUCUUGUUGCCUGUUUACCUUCCCAAGGCCUUCAAGAUAUAUUAUUCUUCUUCUGUCCGCAAGGCUAAGGACUAA